Messenger RNA from Eimeria necatrix, 1065 nucleotides. RefSeq lists its product as hypothetical. Bases 1 to 1065 code for a protein of 354 amino acids. The record is from RefSeq and is a predicted model, not a curated record. Gene Ontology annotation, cellular component: Golgi apparatus. The transcript has a single exon. NCBI's taxonomy places the organism in Eukaryota, Apicomplexa, Conoidasida, Eucoccidiorida, Eimeriidae. Gene Ontology annotation, molecular function: antiporter activity.
AUGGGGGCGGCCGCGGAGUCGCAGCGGCUGCGCGCGGGCGCGGGCUGCAGCGGGUACGGCGCGGCGGGAGGUCCAGUGGACCUGGAGAGUGGACCAGUGGUCCACUCGAAGGGCCAGGGGGUUCGUUGGGCAGCUGCGGAGAAGGCGCAGCUGCUGCUGCUGCUGCUGGCGUGGUAUUUGCUGAACAUAAUGUACAACAUAGACAACAAGAAAGCCCUUUCUCUGCUGCCUCUCCCCUGGUUCGUCUCCACCUUCCAGCUGCUCUUUGGCUGGCUCUUCUUCGGCUCCGCCUGGCUGCUGCGGCUGCGGCCCAGGCCCCGCUGCCACUCCUGGAAACUCUUCUUUGCUGCUGUUGUUCCGCAAGGACUUUGCCACUUUUUGGUUCAUUUUGGAGCAGUAGUUUCGAUGUCUUUAGGCGCAGUUUCUUUUACUCAUAUUGUGAAGGCUGGGGAGCCAGUUUUGACGGCGCUGCUGUCUUUGCUGCUGCUGCAGCAGCAGUUUGCUGCAGCAACUUACCUCGCGCUGCUGCCCGUUGCUGCUGGCGUUGCUGCUGCUUCCUGCACCCAAGUGGACUUCAGCUGGGCCUCCUUUUGCUGCGCAAUGCUCAGCAACUUCGGCAGCAGCAGCAGAGCCCUCUUGGCCAAAAAAGUGAUGUCUAAUGCAGCAGCAGUUGGCAGCAACUUGUCUUCUCCGAACUUGUACGCGCUGCUGACCAUGGUAGCUUCUGCUGCUGCGCUGCCGCUCGCGCUGCUGCUCGAGGGGCCCCGUGCUGCAGCAGCGUUUGCUGCUGCUGCUGCUCCGGGGGGCCCCGGGGCCCCCGCCGUGCUGCUGAAGAUGACCCAAAGUGCCAUUUGGUGCAGCAGCAGCAGCAGCAGCAGCAGCAGCAGCAGCAGCAGCAGCAGCAGCAGCAGCAGCAGCAGCAGCAGCAGCAGCAGCAGCGGGAGGCGUGGUGGUGCUGCUGUCAUCGUUUUCCAAACUCCUUUAACUCCGCUGGGAGCAGCAGGAAGUGUUGUGGCUAUUGUUGGGACUUUUCUCUACUCUCUUAGCAGGGCCAAGUAUGGCUAG